AUGUCUACUCCAACCGGUAUCCAAACCUACACCUCUGCGCCCGUCAACGCGAACAAGACGGAAGAAACAGAAACACAGGCAACAACCUCACACCCCCAACCCGCCACCGCAAUCGAAGUCGAAGCGUCUAAAACAGAUCCCUCCCAGCCUGCUCAGAACCCAGCGACGACGACAGCUACAGCUACAGCGCCGUCAGCUGCUUCUAUCUAUACAACGGCCAACCCCUCAGAUUCAGCUCCAGCUCAGCCCGGCGCGGCAGCAGGUCUGCCAACGCCUACAGCGACCGCCUCGCAAACAGACAGUUUAUCAGCAACACAAACAUCCCCAGAAUCCCUAACUGCUAGGGCUACAUCACCUCCACAACCACAACCAGGCGCGGUCCCAGAGCCUCCAGCUCCAUUUCCUGCUCCAUCAACCCAGUCCCCAAUCCCGCCACCACCUAAAGCAGGCGAAGCAAUCUCCCCGCGAGCCCAAGUACCUGCAACAGCAACAGCAACAGCACCUACAGGGACAGCCACAGGAGGACAAUCAGGUCAACCCUUCCAACCAUCCUACACAAACUCCUACGCCUACAACCCCUCCCCUCAACCCCAAAUCCACCAAAACACAAUCCCAAACUCAACAUCCGCACCUUACAACACCGUCUAUCAAACAUCCGCCGGACACCGUCCCUAUUCCCAGACCCAGGCUCUCCCGAAUUAUAACAAUAGUGCUUCUGGGAGUGGGCGUGGUGGGUAUGGGUAUGGAUAUGGGAGCGGGAGUGGAUCAGGAUCAGGUGGUGGAGCGGGUGAUGUGUUCCCCGAUGAGGGUGGGUUUAUGAGUGCGGCCAAGGGGUGGAUGCAGGCUGCUGGGAGUAAAUUGGCGGAGGUCGAGAAGGAGGUUUGGAAGAGGAUCAAUGAUGCUCAUGAUGAGAAGUAG
Molecule: messenger RNA, 918 nt
Organism: Penicillium arizonense
Lineage: Eukaryota; Fungi; Ascomycota; Eurotiomycetes; Eurotiales; Aspergillaceae
Exons: 1
Coding region: 1-918 (305 amino acids)
Source: RefSeq, a predicted model, not a curated record